Euleptes europaea (tarantolino) is the source of this 1149-nucleotide messenger RNA. RefSeq names its product phosphoglycerate mutase 1 (gene PGAM1). Bases 12 to 779 code for a protein of 255 amino acids. The transcript has 4 exons. Gene Ontology annotation, molecular function: intramolecular phosphotransferase activity. The record is from RefSeq and is a predicted model, not a curated record. Gene Ontology annotation, biological process: glycolytic process. NCBI's taxonomy places the organism in Eukaryota, Metazoa, Chordata, Lepidosauria, Squamata, Sphaerodactylidae.
UUGUUUCCGGCAUGGCGGCUGCGUACAGGCUCGUUCUCGUUCGGCACGGCGAGAGCUCCUGGAACCUCGAGAACCGGUUCAGCGGCUGGUACGACGCGGACCUCAGCCCGGCGGGCCAAGAAGAGGCGCAGCGCGGCGGAGAGGCGCUAAGAGAUGCUGGCUAUGAGUUUGACAUCUGCUUCACAUCUGUGCAGAAGAGGGCGAUUCGUACCCUCUGGACUGUACUGGAUGCUAUUGAUCAAAUGUGGCUGCCUGUCAUAAGGACCUGGCGUCUCAAUGAGAGGCACUAUGGUGGCCUGACAGGCCUUAACAAAGCUGAGACUGCUGCUAAACAUGGAGAGGCCCAGGUGAAGAUCUGGAGGCGUUCUUUUGACGUCCCCCCACCUCCAAUGGAGCCCGACCAUCCUUUCUAUAGCACUAUCAGUAAGGAUCGUCGCUAUGCUGACCUCACCGAAGAUCAGCUGCCUACGUGUGAGAGCCUGAAAGAUACUAUUGCCCGUGCUCUUCCCUUCUGGAAUGAGGAAAUUGUUCCCCAGAUCAAGGAGGGCAAGCGUGUGCUCAUUGCUGCCCAUGGCAACAGUCUCCGUGGCAUUGUCAAACAUCUAGAAGGAAUGUCUGAGGCAGAGAUCAUGGAACUCAAUCUGCCUACCGGAAUCCCCAUAGUCUAUGAGCUGGACAAAAACCUGAAGCCCAUCAAGCCCAUGCAGUUCCUGGGUGAUGAGGAGACUGUCCGCAAGGCCAUGGAAGCAGUGGCAUCCCAGGGCAAGGCUAAGAAGUGAGGAUGGGGCUGGCAAUCAGUAGAUGAUCCCCCUCCUUAAUCCCUUUCCUUCCCAGCACACACACCUGCCACAGCCUGAGGGAUGGGGUUCAAAGAGCCAAAGGAGAUAAAAGCUUCUUGGGACCAUAUCCUUUCCUUUAGGACCAAUUUCCUUCCACAUUCAUUCCUCCCCGGUAGGUUGUGGAGAGAUAACCAUAGGGAUGUGGUCCAGCAAGGGCUCUGAAAUAAGGUUCCGAAAAUGAAGGUGGUAGGGACCUCUGGCAUUUGCAAAACAGUUUCCCACCUUCAUUCCAUUUCAUGCAGCAGCUGUCAUUAAAAAUCCCUUGGUUUUAAGUGUUGUUUGACUUGAUUUGGCGGUUCACAACUGUGAU